GUUGCAACAUAAGUUUCAAAUUAAAAACUUUUGGUUAGACAAUUCAUUUUCGGUAAGAUAUAUUUUUAUGCAUAUAUUUAUGCCAAGCAGUUUACGCUGCCACUGUUUCAACUGUUGAACAACUGUUCAACUGUCGUAUCGAUAACUCGCCCGAGUGAGAGUAGAGGACUGAAAAUCAUAUGUUUGUCUCCUUCUACUGCUCAACAUUAUCCAAAAUCCCGUACCGCAAGAACAAUGAGGAUGCUCAUAAUUUCGAAAUUAGUGUAUGUAGUACCAUGCGUUUUCAUAGUCCUUGGCUGGAUUCGGGGAGACGCUAUUUAGCACUAUUUAACGCUGAAAAUCUAUAGUCAUGUCACGUAUACUAUAGAUUUUCAGCGCUACAUAGCGCUAAUAGCGUCUCUCCGAAUCCAUCCCAUACGAUACGCCCCUGAAGACUCGCCGUCGCGCGUUAUAACAAAUGAACAGUCGUUGUUACGUGGUGAGCGGUUAGAAAAGAUGUGACUCUCGAAAGCAGGCAGAUCAUUCCGAGCACUGGUUCCAAGCAGUUUGAAACGUUAAUUUACUGCGUGACAUUUUUCACGAGUAAUAAAAUCAGUAUAAAGUGAUUUUGUUGUGCAAGUACAGAAGUAAAAUUCGAUACUGUCGCUGACCGAACUUCAAGAAGUACAAGAAAGCUUAUCGAAAAAAAAUGUCUUAUUUAUUUAAAGUUUGGUCGGCCAAUAGAAAACAAAAAAUCUCAUUGGUAAUUCAUCAAUCGGAUAACAUGUUACCUGAACUUAUUACAAAAAGUAAUAGCAAACUUGGUAUUAAUGGUUCCACUCUUGUUAUGGAAAAGGAUGGUGCAAAUAUCGAUGAUAAUGAUGUUCUAAAAUUUUGUUCCGGUGAAACUUUUAUGUUACUGCAAGCAGAAGAAUUUUGGUCACCUCAAAAUGAGACGGAAUUACGCAGUACAGCAUCAGCGGAUAUUCUAAGUCUAAGUGAUUCUGCAUCUACUUUGCCAACUUUGUCAAGUACACGACAUGCUUCAUCUCCAAUAACUGUGUCGCAUAUUAAAUCAGACAAUUAUGAAACUUGGACAAAUUUUCAUAUACCUUGGGACAAUUUGGAAUCUACAGUGCUUAAAGAAUUAGAAGCAGAAAACCGUAGCAAAUAUGUAAUACAUGCUGUUGUAAAUCGUAUAGUUUCAGAAAUGAGAAACAUAUAGGAAUUUAUCCCAUCUAAAGCAUUUAAAAUAGUUGCUAAAAAGGUCAUCGAAAAAUAUCCUCAAAUAUUCAAAGCUAUGGAUAAAGAUGGUAAAUGUUUCGGAGAUGGAAGUCAUACAUUAUAUUUAAAACUUCGUGAUAGAAAUUGUUAUCUUAAUAGACCACACAUGAAAAGGUCUUUAAGUCGAAGUUUAAAUAUACCGUUAAAAAAACAACGAAAAAUUUUAUCUGCCAAAGCUGGAUGUAGUAAUUGGCAACCUGACCAUUAUGAGGAAUCAGAAACAGAAGAUACAGUAGAAGACAAAACUGAAUUUCUACGGCAAGUAAUCCUUCAAGAUGCUCUAGAAAAUGAUCCUGAUACUCAAAAGAAAAUUUAUUUAUAUCUUGAAGCAACGUAUCCUGCACAAAGGUUAUUCCUGAAUAAUGUCCAUAAACCACUUACAAUUCAAGAUAUAAAAACUUCAUGGCCGAUACUUUUACAAAAAAAGUAUAUGUUCUGGCAUUAUCACAAAUUAAUGGAACACUCUAUACAUAAAC
This is a messenger RNA of Ooceraea biroi (clonal raider ant), 1739 nucleotides long. RefSeq lists its product as uncharacterized. Gene Ontology annotation, biological process: apoptotic process. Lineage: Eukaryota; Metazoa; Arthropoda; Insecta; Hymenoptera; Formicidae. The record is from RefSeq and is a predicted model, not a curated record.